GCUCGAAUCAGGUUAGCCCUCUCCCCAAUCCCUUCCCCUUAUGGCUGUUCUUUUUCCGAUCAAAGCCGCGUGAGUGGUCUAUGUCGCAUGCCCAGCCCUUAUUGCUGCUAUCUGUCUAUGAGUCCUGAAUUGUCACCACUGUCUUUUUGAUCCCGUUGCCGUGGCCUGGGGGACGCCAAGCACAAAGAGACAUUGGGCGACCACGGGCACACACACACACGACAAAACACCAGGGUUUCCGGGUUGGCACCCUGAGAGACUAGCGAGAGGAGGCUGCAGCUGCGAGCGGUACCUGGCCUCGCAGACGCUUGCUCUGCUGUCAAUGAGGGGCAGGGAUAUCGGAUGAAGGGUAACGACAGCACCUAGACUCCGACCGACGCGAGCACGAAUAGCCGAGGCAGCGACCUGUUUCCCUCCUGAUCUCUAGAGGUAUUGGCUACGGAGACAACAAAGAGCUUUGAAGCUCUUCUCAAUCAAACAUGGAAUUUCGACUCCCUCAAGCUUCACAGGGGUUGUGGUUGUUUCAAGCCGGAGCUUACGACCGGGGUAUCUGAGGCUUGGGGGUGCUACGGUGCUGAUGACAUGUGCUGCAGCUGAUUCAUGUGCCUCUCAAGCCGCCAACAAGCGCUGGGCAAGAUCACAGCCUCUCCUGAAAUUAUCAUAAGCUGACAUUGGGACAGGAGCUCUUCUGAUGAGCUUCAUUUCCAUCACGGCGAAAUCCCGCAGCAUUUUCCGCCGGUCACCGAGCUCGAAUCCAUUCCCAAGUUCCCCACGUGGGGUCUUCUUCAAAGAUUCUAGCCAAUGCCGGGGAUGGUAUAACCAAUCACCGACCACUUCUACCACAACUUGUAGGACACAUAGAACAGAUAUUCGAGGAUGGGAGACUGUUUCCGCAGCUCCAAGCGUCCUGUACAUCGUUCACUGACACAGCGCUAUGAGAGGAGACAGACGGCACGCUUGCGUCAAAGCCUGUCAACUACGGGCGGCAUCUCGAAAAAACGCGGGGUGACACGCGAUAAGAGCCUCUCGCCAACCCUGAAAGGCUUAAAAAGUGACGCAACAACCCCGUUGAUCACAACCCCGCAUGCCGCCUGGUAUAAAGAGCACCGGCCGCCACAACGACACCGGUAUAUCCGUCGGUGCACCGGGACAGCGCAGCUGUCCUCACAGCCAGCUAGUUGUGCUGUUUGGAGGUUCCUGACGGGUUCGGCAUCUGGUGGGAUCCAAAACGGGUCUCCCGGUUUCGUGGAGCGGGUACUUUAAACGUUAUGGCGCCAAAAUAUCAAGAGGUCUUGGCGCGCGGGCACAAGGAAAGCUGCCAUGAAAUUUUCUGCUGACCUGGAGACCUGAAAGUGGGGCCACCCGGGGCCUUGCCGGCUCGGCCUUUGAACCGCUCGGCGGAGACAUGGAGAUUCGAGGGCGAUAAUCCUGUAGCUCCGUUGCCGCUCAGCGUCGGAAUGGCGACGUUUUUUUGAGCUGAGGCGACGAUUUUGGACGUGGCGAUGUCUUCUGAAGGUGAAUGUCAAAAUUGCAAAUAUUUCACUUUCAAGAAUGCGGCUCCAAAAGAACGUCGUUGAAAUGUUCGGACAUAACGGCGCUCCGCCAAAAAGCUCGGGCCAUAUCUAGCUGUAGCACAGAAAAAUGCUACUGCCAAAAUCUUGCCCCACGUUCAGAAUUGAGAAUCGGUACCAAUUGAUACCGCCAACGCCCAUCCAGCCCACCACGCAUUUGUAACUUGACACUCGUAAAAACAGCCACACAGAUCGAAAAUCCAUCGAUAAAAUGGGUGUCUUUGCAAAGCGUUCGAUGGCCAAGACGAGGCGGAGACGUCGCGACCUGGACCAGGUUGCCUCUGACAUUGCCUCUCCAAGACAUCUUGAACUCUACAAGGAGACCAAGGAUGUAGAGGAUCUCCCCGGUCUGGGGCAGCACUACUGCAUCCCAUGCGCCAAGUGGUUCGACACUGAGGCCAACCUAACCUCUCACAAGAAGGGCAAGCCUCAUAGGAGACAAUUGAAGCAACUCAAGGAUGGCGCUUUUACUCACAAAGAGGCGAACGCUGCUUCGGGUCUCGGGGUGGACAACGGCCCUGUGAAGCCCAAGAUGGCCAUGGAGAUCGAUAUUGCUUAA
Podospora pseudopauciseta is the source of this 2130-nucleotide messenger RNA. RefSeq lists its product as uncharacterized. Gene Ontology annotation, molecular function: nucleic acid binding; zinc ion binding. Bases 1783 to 2130 code for a protein of 115 amino acids. NCBI's taxonomy places the organism in Eukaryota, Fungi, Ascomycota, Sordariomycetes, Sordariales, Podosporaceae. The transcript is spliced from 3 exons. The record is from RefSeq and is a predicted model, not a curated record.